AUGCUGAUUGGCUGGCGUAGAGUAGCUGUCAUUGUAAGCCAAUCAGAGGCAGCAAAUCAGACACGCACACAACCAGCUCCGAUGAGGUAAGCGGCGGCAAUGGCGAAAGGGGGAAGUUGACGUUUUCAAAACGGAAGUACAGGAACUACUUCAGUCUCGUUAAGGGAAAACAAGAAUGUACACGGCCCCUGAGAGGAAAUAAAUCCAGAUCUUUAUCUGAACAGUAAAUAUCCUGGGAUUAAGGCUGUUGAAGGGUGGUGUUGGGUUGUCUGUGCCCAAAUCCAAGGCUGAUUUACUGUACGUGAGGAAGAGCUAGUGACAAGUCACCCCCUCCCGAUCCCCCCCAAGAGGCCCCUUCCCGUCCCUGAGGUGCUGGAAGAAGACGGUUCAAAGACAGACUCAUACGACGUUUGAGAACAACAGUACGUCGUGCAGUCUAACACGUGGAUCAGGACGAUGAGAAAAGCCUUCAUCGCGCUCCGCUGAAGUCAGGAGUGAGAUUUCAAGCGAGGCAGGAACAAAACUGCGUCCAGUACCCGUUAAUCCUCCACCUGCUCACGGUAGUUACGGCUCUGACAUGUUUUUUCAUCCCACUUUUCUGCAGACUCUCCAGACAUGACCAAGACCAUUAAAACUGUCUCAGACUGAAGGCCUUAAUCCUGCAUUUCAGUCACGUUUACAACAAAAACAGCGUUUGACAGAAGGGGGAUGGAAAAAUAUUUUGUCUUUGUGUUGGGUCUCCUUUCUUUUUUUUUUUUGUUUCAGACGCCGAUACAGCCAGUGUGAAACUGUCGAAGUGUGAAGGAAAGGUGAGUGUGCCGUUCUCACGCACACUCACAAUCAACCUCAACCAGACUGAAACUAAGGAGAUUGGGACAAUCAUAGUUUGGAGGAUGCUGUCAGAUCUUCUUAUAACCCCACUCUUCAUGCAUCACCUCCACUCCUCCCCUCCUCCACCACCUUCAUCCUCUUCUGUCUUCUGCUCCUCCUUUUAUGGCUUCAGCCCCUCCCCCCGUUUUCCCUCUUCCACCUGACUGGCCAAUAGGAGCGGACGUCCUCGUCCGGUUGGGGAGAGUGAAGGGGGGGAGGAAGGCAGAUGACCGCUUGGACAGCACCAUCACACAGUCAGAGCAGACAGUAAGGGAAACGCACCAGAGACUCCUGAAUGAAAGAUCUCAGUCUGUUUGUUCUUCUCUGGUUUUCUUCAUCCGUGCAGGUGUGAAAACCACUGUUAACCUGAGACCAGAAGGAGCCAAAAAAAGAUGACACAUCAAGACCUCCCAAUCUGAACAUUUAUCUGAAGCUGACACACAAACCAACAAACUCUAUUCAAGGACACACAGUCCCAUCUAGUCAGCCAUGCCUGUGCGAGGACAGAGGAGGUUCUCGGUCAUGGAGGAGUUCCUGGGGAUGGAGGAAGAGCAGGUGGACACAGCCAGGAGCAGAGCUGGGAGCUGUGUGGAGUUCUACUCUCUCAAAAAGAUGAAGACCCUGGCCCACAGACGACAGUCGGCUCCAUCGCUGGUCAUCAGCAAAGCACUUACCAGAUCCAGAAGCACAUCCAGGGAAAGCUGCCUGACGCCAGUCAGCCCGGAGUCCUGUCCCCUGGUCCAAAGUUUCCUGGCCGAGUGUCCAGGCCGCCUGUUCCUGGGCCACGCCCAGGCGCAGCUGAAGACGGGCCUGCAGACGCAGGAGAGACACCUCUUCAUUUUCUCGGACACGCUGCUCGUCGCCAAGGCCAAGUCACCGACUCACUUUAAAGGAAAGGCCCAGGUUCGAGUUUGUGAGAUGUGGAUGGCAAACUGUCUGGACGAGGUCUGCGAAGGAACCAACAACCCCGAGAGGAGCUUCGUCAUAGGCUGGCCCACCUGCAACUGUGUCGCCACCUUCAGCUCCAAGGAGAUUAAGGAGAAAUGGCUAACGCUCAUCAAAAGUCGUUUAGCUGAGGGAAAAGAGAGAGACGAACCCAAGACAAUUCCCCUCAAGAUAUUUGCCAAGGAUAUUGGGAACUGUGCAUACGCCAAGACGCUGGCGGUGAACAACAUGGACACCACCACUGAUGUCAUUCGCAUGGCUCUGCUGCAGUUUGGCAUUUCAGGCUGUGUUAAAGACCAUCGCUUGUGGGUGAGCUCCAGUAAGGAUGACCCGCCAUAUCCUUUAAUAGGCCACGAGUUUCCCUUCAGCAUCAAGAUGAGUCACAUUCGGGACGGCGGUAACGGCGGUGGAGGCCAAGGAGGAGUUGGGUUAGACCCACAGAGUCCCAUGGACUGCCCAGAGGUUCUGCUGCUAGACCAGUGUCUGCCGCCCGACACCCAGUGCCAGUUCAUCCUCAAACCCAACAAAGUAGUUCCAGGGAUGGCUCAACUCUUCGAACAUGGUCAGCAGAAGACCUUCAAGAGAAAGAGGUCUCUGAUUAACUGGCCCUUCUGGAGAGGCUCCAGCUCACAGCUGGACGGCCUGCCUCUGUCCCCGACGACGCUGUCCCACACCCAGGGACAACUCUUCGGCCGUCCGCUGAGCUUCCUCUGCUCUGCGGAGCACGGCCUGCCCAAACCUAUCAUGGACAUGUUGGUCUUCCUGUAUCUGGAGGGUCCGUACACCAAGGGCGUCUUCAGGCGGUCGGCCGGGGCUAAAGCCUGCAGGGAGCUCAGAGACCGACUGGACAGUGGGGCCGAGGAUCCCGAGAUCUCACACCAGUCUGUGUUCAUCAUUGCUGCUGUCCUCAAGGACUUUAUGAGGAACAUCCCAGGAAACCUGUUGUGUGUGAAUUUGUACGAGCAGUGGAUGGAAGUAAUGGAGGCGGAGGAAGUGGAGGAGAGGACGCAGGGUGUCCAGAGGUUACUGAACCUGCUGCCCAGUGAGAACCUCCUCCUCCUGCGUCACGUCAUCGCCAUCCUGCACCGCAUCCAGGGCAACGCCCACGACAACCAGAUGAACGCCUUCAAUCUGUCCGUUUGCAUUGCUCCCAGCAUGCUUUGGGCUCCAGCACCCAGCAGCCCCGAGAUGGAGGGAGAGGGGAUGAAAACGGUAUGCGAGUUGGUUCGCUUCCUCAUCGAGAACUGCAGCAGUGUCCUGGGAGAAGACGUUACCAUGCUGUUCAGGAACUAUAACCAGAAGAGCUGCAGCAGUGACCAUGGAUCAGACGCGGCGUCCUUCCAGAUGAACGACUCCUCCUACGACAGUCUGGAGAACGAGCUCAACGACGAGCCAGAGUCUCCCUACCAGGAGCAGCUGCCGCUACGGGACAAGGACAAGCCCGACAGCUGCAGCCGCGACUCCGUCAUCACCCUCAGCGACUGCGACCCCGAUCUCGACCAGGAAGCCGACCUGCAGCUCCCCCCGCUGGCCAGACCCAGGAGGUUCAGCCCGGCGGUCCGGCAGCACCGCAGCCGUCAGGUCAACGGAACUUCGCUGGGUUCGAGGAGGCUGAGGAGAAGCUCAGAGCCGGCUUUGACCCUGGCAAAUACGACGCCACCGUCAGGCCCUUUUGUGGUUCAUGCUAGCAACCACUGCCCCCCACUGAGGAAGGCGAGCUACGAUGCUGCCAUUGAUGGGGAGAGGGAGGAGGGAGAGGAUGAGGUGUUUCUGGAGCAGGCGCUGAAUGGGCUUCAGCUCAAAGAGGAGCUGGUCGACACUUGUGAGAAAGCAGGUGCCAAAGUCCAGAACGGCGGGCGGAGAAAGUCGAAGCAUGCGCCUCCACCUCCAUUAAGGCUGGACGCCAGCUGCUCCAGUCUGUCCUCACCGGCAACCUCCCCCACAGGCUCCUCCCUCAGCUCCUUAGACUCCGCCUUCUCUCAGUAUUCCACUGACUACGCCAGCAACGCAGUGAUUUCAUUGGCCGAGCCUCCUCCUCCACCUCCUCCUCUAUCCCCACUUCUUCCCGGUCGACCCCAGCAGGACGCUACGCCCCAACAUCCACCGCCUUCUCGCUCCGUCCAGAACAACUCCAUGCCUCAACCCAGCACCUGGUUGAAGAAGGGCUGCCGUCGGUCACUGAAGCAGCGCGAGAACGGGCACGCGGAAGACAAUUCGCCCGCAGUGAAUGGGAAACCAAUCGCAAACUGUAACGGUUGCGCCGCCGUUGCACCGGAAGCAGCACCUGCAACGCCUCAAAGCGGCCAGAGGAGACUCAGCAGCCCUCCUUCCUACCAGCAGGCUUUGCUGCAGCUGCAGCGUAUCCGUUCACCUUUCUACAGGGGAUCUGAAAACCCCCUGACGGUCCGAGAGCUGAGGCAGCUCCACCACCACACCUGCACCUCCAGACCCCCGAUCCCCAACUCUGCCGAUGAUGCCAAAACCCCGACAGGGAGCGAGGUCACUCAGAGACUUACCGGAAUUGAGUGCGUGCAGCCCCCACAGGGUGUCUUCUACGGCCAAGGUGCCACCGCUCUGGUCCUCCAGAGGCAAAAGUCCAACUCUUUGUCUCCGACUCUGGACGGAUACAGAGUAAAGACACUUCCUCUCCCGCGUCGAGCAUCCGAACCCGCAAAAGUCCCAACGAACCCUUCUUAUACCCUUUCCUUGAACAGAUCUCGAAUUGUCAAGGGUCAGACCCAAGAGGGCGGACUGAGAGUGUCGGACGUGGAGCCGAACCACCAGGAGGCGCAUUACUGCCUGUCUCCUUCCGCCACUCGGGCCGUUCGGGACUACUUUUCCUCACAGGAUCGUAAGGAUUCAGAUGCGUGUUUGCGGCGAAGUCAGGAGGUGGCGUUGGCGAUCGUGCAGGGUAAAAGGGAGUGGCAGAGCAAACGCUGCAGCGACCCGCGAAUGGACGAUUUCGAAAAGCUGUUUUUUGCCGAAGAGUCGUACGUGUAGAUAUUUGUGCGUGUGCGCGUGAGAGUCCUCCAAAAAAAAAAAAAAAAAAUCUUAGGUUAUUCCAGGUAAUGGUACACCUGGUCACCUGGUCCUCCCCUUGUCCUCCGUUACCAUAAACCAAUAGUUCCCAGAGUUAGGAAUAUUUUUGUGGCUUUGUGCUAUGUUUGAAGUUCAAAUAUUUUUCUUGUUUUACUUGCAGUACAGUAAUGAAUUGGUGGGCCACAUCAUCUGUGGGUUAUCGGGUUUACAUCAAAAGUCUACAAUGUGGGCCACUCACCGUUAAAAUUUGGAUUGGAAUGUGGCCCACAGUCAAGAUACCUCACGUAGGCUGGUAAAAUUGUUGCUUUAUGCCAUACUGUAUGUGGCACUGAAUAAUAUAAUACUCGGGGUGCCCAAAUUGUAAAGCUGGGGUGUCAAACUAAUUUUGGUUCAGGGCCCACAUACAGCCUGAUUAGAUGUCAAGUGGGCCGGACCAGUACAAUCAUCACAUAAUUACCAAUAAAUAACAAUAUAGGUGUCUUUCCCCUUUGUUUUCAUGCAAAUAAGUACAAGUAUAUUAGAAAAUACUUUGACAAAACAUCAUGAACAUGAAGCGUUCAAAAUUCUUCAAGUGGGCCGCAUUGAACCCCGGAGUGGACCGUUUCUGGCCCGCGGGCUGUAUGUUUGACACCCCUGUUGUAAAGGGAGCGCAUGAGAUCAUGAGCAAAGAAAAGAAAAUUUAAAAAUACAUAUUAAAUUAUUAAAUAAAAACAUAUUAGGCCUGUAAAAAAUUGUGUUCACCAUAAAUGAGUACAAAUAUAUUUAACGUUUUGAAUGUGGGUAAAUCACUUUAACCUGGUUAUUUGAAUUAUGGCUCCCAAGCCAGAAUAGUGUGGGCGCCCCUGCUCUAGAAUAUGUGGCUACACCAACAGCCGUUCACUGCAGUGAUUCAAACGUGUUUCAUUCGAAUAUGAAUUAUGGAUUUUUUUAGUCAGAUUUCUAGCCAGCGGGUAACAUAGCAACCAAACUUCAACCAAAGCUUUUCGCUUCACUUUCUGGAAUCUAAAUAGAGUCUAAUGCGUUCCAGAUUGCCGCCAUGUAGAGUUCACGCAAAGUCUACAUGUACAUGAGAGCCUGGUGAAUUACUGUGUGUGGCCCCCUCCAGGCCGAAACAAGAAAAAAAAAAAAAACAUUUCUGAACACUGGGUUUAGUUGUUGUUUUAACUCAAAUCUAUUUCUUUUGUAAAUCCAUGUGUCCCACUGCUCAGACUUGUUUCUUCAAAGAUAUAAUAAAUCUCAUUGUAUAGACGUUGCAUCUUCAUGUUUUGUGGACCGUUGCUCUUGCAGUGACGUCCAUACCGUCCGCAGGACUCAGUGAAGCAGUCAGGUCUGUAUUUAUUUGGGAGUUUCCACAGGGGCUCAGUGUUGUCCUUGUGGAGCUCUGCUUUAUGUCUCCGUCACCUGGAAGGGAGGCAGGGAGGGGGGAGGAGGACCAGGAGGGAGGACAAACUGUCAGUGUGUGUUAGUGAGCCGAUCAGUGUGACAUGAUCAUUGUCAGUCCGACGAGAGUGUGAGAGGAAAACAUUAUAGUAUGGGUUCAUUUUUUCUUGUAUUUAAAGCACUUCAACAGUCUCUCAUUUAAGUACACAGUAUGUUAGGUGUGUGUGUGAGUGUGUGUGUGUGUGUGUGCCGUCGUAAGUGCAUAAACAAUGUUUCAACGUUUAACUCACAUCAUUAGAAAUGUGAUGUCUCCUAAUGUGACACUUGUACGGCCUUAUUCUACUGUGACUUCACGGACAGAAACGCCAGGGAACGAAACUUUCCUAAAUUCUUUUUCUGUAAAAUAAAGUCACCUUAUGGUAAUUCUAAGAAAUAACUAAAGUUUCUCCUUCAGACCACAGUUAACUUGUUUCUUAUUUUUCCACUAAUCUUAAACAUUUAGAUAUGUUGUUCUACUGUCUAGGUAGCGUAGCGUAUGGCUUAUUUUAGCUUUUAAGUGUUGUAGCUAACUUUUAGCUUUUCAUUUAUUCCUAAAUGUGGUCUAAUCUAGUUGUCUUUUGUUGUCAUCGAUUUAUGUUGAGCUAAAUUUUUAGCACUUUAAAAUUUCUAUUUAUAUGUCUAUCUCCAUUAGCUACAUUUACUGACGGUUUGGCUAUUUCUUGUUUCCUUUAGCUAACUUAUAUCUACUCUGUAUUUAUACAUACAGAAUACCAGACUGCUAAAAAAUAGCACUCCCAACUGUUUCGACUAAACGCCGUCAGUCUUUCAGCCAAAUACAAAGUGUUUUAGCUACAAGCUACCUCUGCUAAUUUCUAACCCUGGUGUUUACAGUAAAUACACAGCUGUAGAUACUAAGAUAUAAUGUCACAGUGUUAUUCGAUAAAUGAAGCGCGGUGAAAUAAGGCCGUACGAGUUUGUACGAGAAGUGCUGCCAUGUAAAAAGGCUCAGAAAUGGACAUUGUCCUGUUUUUAUUCCUACGUUACUCCCUUCCUCUUUUACAGUGAAUUGUGUCAAACAUGUAACAAAGCCUCAGCGUAUUUAUGGUAAAGAAAAAGCAUACGUUUUUAGAUAUGGUUCAUAUGUAUGAAUGUAUGCUUUGAAUAAAGAUAUAUAGAAGUAUAUAAGUAAAUAUAUGUCCUUUGGUAUGUUUUGUGAAGAACUAAAAUAUCACGUGUACCUUUGUACAAAUGCCAAUUCUGCUGCUGCUGUCGCUAUAGAAAGUAUAUUUGCUACAUAAAGCACCAUGUAUAUAUUCUGUUCACCUGAUGUCCGGCGUUUGCCAGAACAAAAUUGUCAUGGAUUUGAAUAAAUGUUGCUCUAAAGGA
Cynoglossus semilaevis (tongue sole) is the source of this 7620-nucleotide messenger RNA. RefSeq names its product rho GTPase-activating protein 20-like. Gene Ontology annotation, molecular function: GTPase activator activity. Gene Ontology annotation, biological process: regulation of Rho protein signal transduction; signal transduction. NCBI's taxonomy places the organism in Eukaryota, Metazoa, Chordata, Actinopteri, Pleuronectiformes, Cynoglossidae. The coding region runs from base 1360 to 4815 and encodes 1151 amino acids. The transcript is spliced from 19 exons. The record is from RefSeq and is a predicted model, not a curated record.